Molecule: messenger RNA, 3454 nt
Organism: Chanos chanos (milkfish)
Lineage: Eukaryota; Metazoa; Chordata; Actinopteri; Gonorynchiformes; Chanidae
Gene: sap130a
Product: Sin3A-associated protein a
Exons: 21
Coding region: 48-3239 (1063 amino acids)
Biological process (GO): negative regulation of transcription by RNA polymerase II
Cellular component (GO): Sin3-type complex
Source: RefSeq, a predicted model, not a curated record
AUGGAAAGGGACUAGGUGCGGAAUCACGGUUAUUGUAUUACAGGAAGAUGAGUUCUCAGCAGUUUCCGAGGGCAACGCUUCCUCCUACGGGAGUUGGACAAGGUCAGGCAAGCAGCAUUACUGCUAAUUUGAUGUCUGGGAACCAGCCCGGGAGCCUACCAGUUGGUGAAGAGAGUAGCCGAGAGGCUGACCAUCCUCAGGACCCCCCCUCGGGCAGUAGUGGUGGGGGGACCCUGCCAUUUCGUGAAGAUAAACAGGAGACAGUGGUGGUUCGACCGUACCCACAGGUCCAGACCAUUGGCCAAUCUCCUGCUUUACCUCAGCACAUACCAAUCCAGCCCAGCCCCCCUGUUACAGUGGCUGCCUCGUCUGUCCACCUGCCACAAGGUCAACCAGCCACCUUCAGUGAAAGCUCUGUCAAGGCUGCACUGAAAACACCCAUGCCCAGUCGCCUCAUUGCUCCGGCGCCUGCAGUGAGUCAGGGGCAUAUCCCUGUGUCACCCAAGGUGCCCGGGCACAUCACAGUUACUCUUGAGAGCAGUAUGGCACCAGCCUCCAUUCCAGUGGCCACCAUCAGCGGUCAGCAGGGACAUUCAAGUAAUCUUCACCACCUAAUGGCGACCAAUGUCCAGAUCAUCAGAGGCAGUGCUCCUGCUCUGCAGCUCAGCUCCCCUGCUCCUCCCCCACAUACGUUCCCUACGCACUUACCCAGAGGAGCGGCUGCGGCAGCAGUUAUGUCCAGCACUAAGGGACCUGCAGUUCUCAGACCAGCAUCAGGAGCAAGUGCAGGCCCAGGUCAACCAGCUACUGUACAGCACAUCAUACACCAACCUAUACAGUCUCGUCCUGCGGUCACAACCUCCACGGCAGUUUUGCCCACUGUGGUGGCCCCAAUUUCAGCUGCUCGUACCCAGUCCCCUGUCAUCAGUCCCCCAGUCACACACGCUACAGACAUGGUGCAUGGACGCCCUGGGCUGACCAUCCACCCCCCGCCAGCUACCAUCAGUAUUCAGAGACCUCCCACACCACGGGAUGCAGCAACACGCAUCACCCUGCCCUCUCAUCCUGCUAUUGGUGCUCAGAAAGCCCCGCCCCCACACACCAUGACACAGAAGCCCAUUUUUAGCACUGUGACUCCUGUUGCUGCGGCAACAGUGGCUCCCAUCCUUGCCACCAACACUGUUCCAUCAACCACCACUACAGGCUCGGUGGCUCACACUCAGAUGACUAGCAGCACCAUCGUCACCAUGACGAUGGCCUCUCACUCUUCUCACGCCACAGCUGUGACAACUUCAACCAUUCCAGUCGCUAAAGUGGUCCCUCAGCCAAUAGCCCAUACCUCCCCUCGCAUUCAACCCGAAUAUCCGGGUGAGAGGACCAACCUGAUCCCCAUCUCUGCCCACCGCUCUUCCCCUAACCCCGCCACCAUGGAGACCCGCAGCGACAACAGGCCACCUGUACCAGUGCAGUUCCAGUACUUUCUGCCCACCUACCCCUCGGCUCCUUACCCACUUACACACACCUACACGCCAAUCACCAGCUCUGUCUCCACCAUCCGUCAGUACCCAGUGACGGCUCAGGCUCCUAGCUCGGCUCUGCCUGCGCAAGCGGGCGUUGGUGUAGCAACCACAGUGCACCUUAACCCCAUGCAGCUGAUGGCAGUAGAUCGCAUUGGGCUGCAGUCGACUCAGAACAUCCAACCAGCUUCCAUGACUGCCCAGGGCAUUCAGCCAGCACCAAUCGGAGUGCAGGGCUUGCACGCUGCUGCACCAAUCGGCACGCAGGGCAUUCAGCAAGCACCAGUUGCAACCCAGCAACCGCAGUCUGAAGCUAAACCUUCAGGGGUGGUCCUUGCUGACAGCUCUACAUUUGUGACCAAUCCCAUUGGAAGCACGUUCAGCUCCACCCAACCUGUUACCACAGUAGUCCAGACACACCCCCAGGGAGCAGGCACAGGUGCUCCCACCCUGGUUUCCUCCCCUCGACCCAGCAUCCUCCGCAAGAAACCUGUCAAUGAAGGGGCUGUUCGUAAAAGCCUGAUUCCAGCGCAGACGAACGAGCCAAACUCUGGCCGAGCGGAUAGUGCUGUAAGGGUGUCGGGAUCCCCACGACCAGCGGGGGUGAAGCCUAAGUCGGACGUCCACGUAGCCGUGGCACCCCCGGUCAUGGCGGCGGUGGAAGCGUUAUCUACUCAUGGCACAGAACAACAGCCACAACCUACACCUGCCCAGCACCUAUCACAAGCCAUUCCUACUCUUCUGGCUCCGCCUGCUCCUCCACCCCCUUCCCAACCUACCGCUGUCCUAUCAGCCCUCCCAGCAGCCAUGGCUGUGACUCCGCCCGUCCCUGCCUCCAUGGCCAAUACCGUUGCCUCCCCCACCCAGCCAGCAGCCAGCAGCACGGCAGCUUGUGCUCUUAGCUCCACCUGCCCAGAGGUGAAGGUCAAACAGGAGGCGGAACCUAUGGACACAUCACAACCAGCAGCCUCGGCUCCGUCGUCAUCUGUACCAGCUCCAGCCCUCUCCUCCCAGCCCUCCACCCUCGCUGUGGCCCCUGCCGCUGGAGACCUGCUGCCCGGUGCCUCCCCCAGGAAGAAGCCUCGUAAACAGCAACACGUCAUAUCCACGGAGGAGAAUGAAAUGGUGGAGACCAACAGCACGGACGAGGAAAGGGCGGGAGGUCGUACGCCCAGCGGACGGGCGGAGAGACACGAGUCCCCGCCGAGAGAGUAUGUGGAUGAAGAGGGGGUUCGUUAUGUGCCCGUCAAACCUCGUCCACCAAUCACGUUGCUCCGGCACUACCGUAACCCCUGGAAGGCUGCUUAUCACCACUUCCAGAGGUACUCCGACAUCAGGGUCAAAGAGGAGAAGAAGGGUACUCUACAGGAUGUGGCCAAUCAGAGAGGAGUCGCUUGUCGAGCACAGGGCUGGAAGGUUCAUCUGUGUGCUGCCCAGCUGCUCCAGCUGACCAGUUUGGAGCAUGAUGUGUACAGCCGUCUAACAACACUGCAGGAGGGUCUGAUCCCAAAGAAAAGAGCCGGGGUGGACGAUGACCUGCAUCGCAUCAAUGAACUCAUACAGGGUAACAUGCAGCGCUGUAAGCUGGUGAUGGACCAGGUGACAGAAGCCAGAGACACCAUGAUGAAGGUCCUAGACCAUAAAGAACGUGUGCUGAAGCUUCUCAACAAGAACGGCACUGUCAAAAAGAGCUCCAAGCUGAAACGCAAAGAACGGGCCUAGAUAGGCCUGAAAUCUCUCUCUCUCACCCUCUCGCACUCUGUUGCUUUCUCUCUUUCUCUUUCUGUCUUUACUAUCUCAAAGCGGUUUGAGACUCUUAAGACGACAAAUCAAGGCGAAAAAUGGCGAAAGAGGUCAUCGUGUGAUAAGAUCUUCUUUUUUUUUAAGAAGACAGACAUCUUUAAAGCUGUUUGUGUUAAACAAGUUGAAUAAUUCUC